AUGACGAGGAUGUGCGAUCUUAUAGAGGACUUGGUGGUGGAGAUACUCACAAGGGUUCCGAUAACAUCUCUGAAAGCAGUAAGAUCUACUUGCAAAUCAUGGGAUGAUUUAUCCAAAAACUUUAUUUUUGGUAAAGCAACAUCAACGCAGCAAUUUCUAGGGUUCUUGACGAUGAAUUCUAAGGUUUAUUCCUUGAGAUUCGAGCUCCAGGGAACCGGUAAGUAUAGAAAAAAAGGUGCCUCUAUAAAGCAAGUAGCUAUACCUUAUCAAGUCGAGAUAGCUAAAGUCUUUCACUGCGACGGCUUAGUGUUAUGCGUCCCAAAACGCAAAUCGAGGCUAAUGGUGUGGAACCCGUAUUUAGGGCAAAGAAGGUGGCUCCCGCAAAGAACAGACAUUUUGGACAACUUUGCUCUCGGAUACGACAACAAUCACAACUAUAAAAUCUUGAUGUUUUCCGAGAGUUCAUACGAAAUCUAUGAUUUGAGCUCUAGUUCAUGGAGUGUUCUUCACGUCUCUCCCGACUGGAUAAUAAAAACUGAUAGACUCUGCGUGUCUUUGAAAGGAAGGGCUUACUUUGUUGCUGAAGGGAUGAUACCAAACGUUAAAAACUUUUUUGUCGGUUUCGAUUUUACAAGAGAAAGAUUUGGACAGCGUCUGCCUCUGCCGUUUCAAUAUGCUAGUGUGGAUACUGUGAUGCUGUCUUGUGCUAGGGAAUAG
Molecule: messenger RNA, 717 nt
Organism: Microthlaspi erraticum
Lineage: Eukaryota; Viridiplantae; Streptophyta; Magnoliopsida; Brassicales; Brassicaceae
Source: the annotation of a GenBank genome assembly